AUGUCCGACUUUCACUCUGGAACAUCAUUUGAACUCACUCAGAGUAAUCCCUCCAAGGGAGAUUCGGCUCUUCAAGUCAAAGUUCAGCCAGAAACGAUAGAUUCCACUAGUUCGUCACAACCAAGAACAAAAAAACCACCAUAUCCUUUAUUAAUUCCAGCAGUUCCAGCUCAAUCGUCAAGUUCCGGUAAUCGUACGAAACCUACGGCACCUUUGCGAACGACAAAAACAUCGCAGAAAUUAGUUUUACUACCUGAAGGAGAUGUUAAACCAGCUCUCGUGAUUGACGAAACUUCUGAUGAUGCCGAGACACCGGUAACUCCAAUGAUUCCUGUUCCAGCAGCAUGGGAUGGUACAGACGCUGAAAGAAUGUCAAAGGAAGUUAGGGACAAUAAACAUUAUCCUAGGUUAUAUGAUGAAUGUUUAUAUGCACCGUAUCAUUUUCCUUUAGUAUCUGGAAGACAUAGUAAAAUCGCAUCAACUGCUAUAAAGUCUCCGAAUGGAUACACGUUUAUGGAUAGGCAGAUUGAGAAUUAUGAAAAUAUCAAUGAUAUAUCCCAUUAUUUUUCAGUUGAUGAGGAUGGAGAAGCGGGCUCAUCUACAAUAAAGCCAGCAGCACCUCAAACUAAUCUAGGUGAAGUCUUCUACUUUAAUUAUGGAGUUGUAGUGAUUUGGAACUUCACAGAAGAACAAGAACAUUUGUUACUCCAAGAUAUUGAUGAAUUUAGGAUUUCAGCUCGUCCUACAAAAAAGGACGACAUUGAAGUCGAAACAUUUCAUUUUCAGUAUGAUGUUGAAUCCAAUAGACAGCCUAGGAUUUUUAACGAUAUGAUAACGCUAAAGACUGAUAAUCAUAUGAUCAAAUUAACGAUUAGCCAUGCAAUAAGUCAAAGUACCAAGCUGACAUUAUAUGAAUGGCAAAUGGAGAAUACGAUCGAGAGGACAAGGCAUAUACCAAAGAUGUUGGCACAAACCGGAAGAUUAAAUUUAGAUCGAAUUCAGGUUACAAAGUUGAGUGGAGAGAUGUUCAAGCUGCGAAUGAAUGUAAAUCUAGUAUCCAAUGUAUUAGCUUAUCUCGAAAUACCUCAACGCGUGGACCUUUUAAAUGAACGAUGUAGUGUCAUUAGUGAUUUAUUAGAUAUGUUGCGUGAGGAUAUUGGCAACUCAAAUAUGACAAGAAUUACGUGGAUUAUUAUCUGGUUGAUCGUUGUCGCAGUCUUCGUUGCUAUUGGUGAAAUCGCUGUAAAAGCAUUACAUUUUUAUGGUUAG
Molecule: messenger RNA, 1269 nt
Organism: Funneliformis mosseae
Lineage: Eukaryota; Fungi; Glomeromycota; Glomeromycetes; Glomerales; Glomeraceae
Source: the annotation of a GenBank genome assembly